This is a messenger RNA of Sorex fumeus (smoky shrew), 3796 nucleotides long. RefSeq names its product Rho GTPase activating protein 24 (gene ARHGAP24). Gene Ontology annotation, cellular component: focal adhesion. The coding region runs from base 120 to 2369 and encodes 749 amino acids. The transcript has 10 exons. NCBI's taxonomy places the organism in Eukaryota, Metazoa, Chordata, Mammalia, Eulipotyphla, Soricidae. Gene Ontology annotation, molecular function: GTPase activator activity. The record is from RefSeq and is a predicted model, not a curated record. Gene Ontology annotation, biological process: wound healing, spreading of epidermal cells; activation of GTPase activity; negative regulation of Rac protein signal transduction.
GCGGGCGCAGCCCCGGAGCAGGCGGCCCCGAGGGUCCCCGCACCCCGACUCGGCUCCCGGGCUCGGGACCCGGACCCGCGGCGGCCGCGCGCGCAGCCGGAAAUUCCAUCAGAUUGAUAAUGGAGGAGAACAAUGAUUCCACGGAGAACACCCAGCAAGGCCCAGGGCGGAACAAUGCCGUGAAGUGUGGGUGGCUGAGGAAGCAAGGAGGUUUUGUCAAGACUUGGCACACGCGCUGGUUUGUGCUCAAGGGAGAUCAGCUCUAUUAUUUCAAAGAUGAAGAUGAAACCAAGCCCUUGGGUACUAUUUUUCUGCCUGGAAAUAAAGUUGUUGAGCAUCCUUGCAAUGAAGAAAACCCAGGAAAAUUCCUUUUUGAAGUAAUUCCAGGAGGUGACCGAGAUCGGAUGACAGCAAAUCAUGAGAGCUACCUCCUUAUGGCGAGCACCCAGAAUGAUAUGGAAGACUGGGUAAAGGCCAUCCGCCGUGUGAUAUGGGGACCUUUUGGAGGAGGCAUAUUUGGACAGAAGCUGGAAGACACUGUCCGGUAUGAAAAAAGAUACGGGAACCGCCUGGCCCCCAUGCUGGUGGAACAGUGUGUGGGCUUUAUCCGGCAAAGGGGCCUCAAAGAAGAGGGUCUCUUCCGGCUGCCAGGCCAGGCCAACCUCGUGAAGGAGCUCCAGGAUGCCUUCGACUGUGGCGAGAAACCAGCAUUUGACAGCAACACGGAUGUGCACACGGUGGCUUCGCUCCUUAAACUGUAUCUCCGAGAACUUCCAGAGCCAGUUAUUCCUUACGCCAAGUAUGAAGACUUCUUAUCCUGUGCCAAACUGCUCAGCAAGGAAGAGGAAGCAGGUGUGAAGGACUUAGCAAAACAAGUGAAGAGUUUGCCGGUAGUCAAUUACAACCUCCUCAAGUAUAUUUGCAGAUUCUUGGAUGAAGUACAGUCCUAUUCUGGAGUCAAUAAAAUGAGUGUGCAGAAUUUAGCAACAGUCUUUGGUCCUAAUAUCCUGCGCCCCAAAGUGGAAGAUCCUUUGACCAUUAUGGAGGGCACGGUGGUGGUCCAGCAACUGAUGUCCGUGAUGAUCAGCAAACACGAUCGCCUCUUCCCCAAAGACACAGAUCUUCAAAGCAAGCCCCAAGAUGGCACGUGCAACAACAACAAUGACCUCCAGAAGAAAGCCACCAUGGGUCAGCUCCAGAACAAAGAGAACAAUAACACCAAGGAGAGUCCCGGCAGGCAGUGCUCCUGGGACAAGCCGGAGUCCCCGCAGAGAAGCAGCAUAGAUAACGGGUCACCCACAGCCCUCUCGGGCAGCAAAACCAACAGUCCACGGAACAGCGUGCACAAGCUGGACGUGUCUCGGAGCCCCCCUCUCAUGGUGAAGAAGAACCCCGCCUUCAAUAAGGGGAGCGGGAUUGUCACCAACGGCUCUUUCAGCAGCAGCAACAUGGAAGGACUGGAGAAAGCCCAGAGCACGCCCAAUGGGAGCUUGCAGGCCAGGAGAACCUCCUCCCUGAAGGGCCCUGGCACUAAAAUGGGCACCCACAGUGUGCAGAAUGGAACUGCACGCCUGGGAGUCCUCAACAGCGACACCCUGGGGCCCCCCAUGAACGGUCGCAGCAUGAGCUGGCUGCCCAAUGGCUAUGUGACCCUGAGGGACACCAAGCCGAAGGAGCAGGCAGGCGAGUCAGGCCAGCACCACCGGCUCUCAACCUACGACAACGUCCAUCAGCAGUUCCCCACGGUGAACCUGGAUGACAAGCAGAGCGUGGACAGCGCCACCUGGUCCACGUCCUCCUGUGAGAUCUCCCUCCCCGAGAACUCCAAUUCCUGCCGGUCCUCCACCACCACCUGCCCAGAACCAGACUUUUACGCGGGCAACUUUGAGGACCCUGUUUUGGAUGGGGCCCCCCAAGAUGACCUCUCCCACCCUGGGGACUAUGAAAACAAGAGUGACCGGAGGAGUGUGGGAGGUCGAAGUAGUCGUGCCACCAGCAGCAGCGACAACAGUGAGACGUUCGUUGGCAACAACACCGGCAACCACAGUGCACUACACAGUCUGGUGUCCAGCUUGAAACAGGAAAUGACCAAACAGAAGAUAGAGUAUGAGUCUAGGAUAAAGAGCUUAGAACAGAGAAACAUGACUUUGGAAACAGAAAUGAUGAACCUCCACGAUGAGCUGGAUCAAGAGAGGAAAAAGUUCACCAUGGUCGAAAUAAAGAUGCGGAAUGCCGAGAGAGCGAAAGAGGAUGCGGAGAAGAGAAACGACAUGCUUCAGAAAGAAAUGGAGCAGUUCUUUUCUACGUUUGGGGAGCUGACAGUAGAACCCAGGAGAACCGAGAGAGGAAAUACUAUAUGGAUUCAAUGAGCCCGCGUUCUCCCUUUGUCCUGACGGGAUCUGGGAAAGACCGUAGGGGUUCUGGUGGGAAUAUACGGGAUCAGGUGGCUGGUUGCCUGGUUGUGCAGUACCCUCACUGGGGAAGGGAUAUCAUUUAUAGACAUCACACAUCCAUAUCUGCAACGUGUACCAAAGUUAUAUCAUGCCUCAUAAUGCUACUGUCAAGUGUUACAACUGGAUAUGUGUAUAUAGAGUAGUUUUUCAAAAGUAAACUAAAAAUGAGACGCAUAGCUCCAGAAUUAUUUUAUUGCAAGUCUUGUAUUUAAAAUGUUAAAUCAAUAUGUCGUUGCAAUUCAGCUUGCUUUCAAGCUUCACUUCUUGCACUUAACAUAAGCUAUUUUUGGCAUUGUGUUAUCAUCAGCUUAUUUUAUAGAUCGAUAUUUUUAUUUCCCCUUUUGUUGAGGAAAUGAAGAUAAGCAGAUAUAUAAAUAUAUAAGAGUAUAUAUCAGAGGAGUUAUUAAAAUCGAAAGAAUACUUUGUGAUCGUGCUGUUUGUGCCAAUAGACCUUGCCAUGACCAAAAAGAGAAAUGUAAAUAGUUUUUAUAAAAUAUAGCAGAAUCACCAGGAAUCUUUGAACUGCUCUUUAAGUUUGUCCCUUGAUAUGACUUAGGUUUUUUUUUUUUGUCAGAUGACUUGACCCAUGACACAUGACUAUGUUAAAUCUCCCCUUCUCAAAGCCCUGUGCCUGAAUUGCCAAUUCCACAGAAAAAUAUCUCCUAUUUGCGAGCACCUAGAGGAGAGAAGUGGUCAAGGAAAGCAUUGAAUGAGUUGUGCCUUGGAUUUUUUCUGCCAUUCUGUAAUGAAUCUCUGUAACUGCUGGAUAGUUACCAGAGAAAUUCUCUCAAGUUGAACUUGACUAACAGUGCUUGGUAGACGGUGCCCAUGUGGACACGUGUCCCCCCUUAAACCUUUCCUCUUCUCCCAGCUGUUCCACCUGGGAACACUGGCAGAGACAGGCUCCUGCAGGUGGGACUGUGGAGUUGUCAUCCAGGACAAACCUGGCAGAACAGGAGACAAAGGCGGACAGAGUGCAGCCAAGGGAGGCGAACUAGGGAGGGGAACAGAAGGAGAAGAAAACGUGUUUUGGCAGAAACAACUAGAAACAACAAAUUAACCCCCUGUCCCCUUUUUCCUUUUUUUCUUUUUGUUAACCAUCUUGUUGAUUCCUGGUGAAAACAUCAUAAUUCAUAGCCAUUUUAAACAUGAAUGCUUAAAACGUCUAUUUUGUAAACAUCAAGAAUGGUAAUUUUCUAGAAAUCUCAGAGCUUCAUAACGAUUUGGAAGAACGGUUCUGCACAUUUCAAUAAGACAAGAAACCAGGCAAAUCAAUCUUUUUCACACUAGAACAAAAGCCACAAAAAAGCGUAACAAGAAAUAAAGCAUACUUGAGUUGAUGG